AUGUGGUUGAGAAAUCCUUUCAAGAGGUUGAUCUUAGAUGAAGGAAUGGACUUCCAGUUCAGCAGUGAUGGUUUCAAUGGCGAUACAUGGUCACAAGAGAACCACCUCAACACUGGUUUCUACUUCGUCAGACCAAACAACAAGACCAUUGCUUUGUUCUACUCCUGGUAUAACAAGAAAAACAAUUCAAGAGGGAUGAAUGAACAGUAUUUUCUAGAGAAGAUGAAGAACGAGGGUGUGUUUAAACAGUUGGGGCUCAAAGUGAUGUUCAUGGACAUACUCUAUUUUAGCGGAUUCUGCAUUGAUAGCAGAGAUUUUAAUAUGGUGAUAACUGUCCAUGCGAAUUGUUGUCGUGGUGUAAAAGCCAAGGUGACUGAUUUGACAGUUGCACUUCAAGAUUGGAAGAAGUACAAGAGUUCCUCCGAUCGCUCAAUGACAUUUCAUUGGUCCAAUCACUCGGUGUGCAUCGACUCAUGGCAUGUUUAA
Telopea speciosissima is the source of this 486-nucleotide messenger RNA. RefSeq lists its product as uncharacterized. The transcript has a single exon. Bases 1 to 486 code for a protein of 161 amino acids. The record is from RefSeq and is a predicted model, not a curated record. NCBI's taxonomy places the organism in Eukaryota, Viridiplantae, Streptophyta, Magnoliopsida, Proteales, Proteaceae.